Molecule: messenger RNA, 2626 nt
Organism: Ixodes scapularis (black-legged tick)
Lineage: Eukaryota; Metazoa; Arthropoda; Arachnida; Ixodida; Ixodidae
Product: ceramide synthase 6
Exons: 9
Coding region: 73-1215 (380 amino acids)
Biological process (GO): ceramide biosynthetic process
Cellular component (GO): membrane
Molecular function (GO): DNA binding; sphingosine N-acyltransferase activity
Source: RefSeq, a predicted model, not a curated record
UUCGGCGAAAAGAGAAAAAAGUUUCCCCAGCGCAAGCCGCACCGCGCGCCGCCAGCGGCCUUUCACUUGAAAAUGGCGGGGGGUGGUGUUAUGCAGCGCUUUGGGAAGUGGUUUUGGAACGAAGAUGUUUGGUUACCUCCCAACACCACCUGGGCGGACAUUAAGAAGACGGAUAAAGUGAAAUAUGCCCAGUUCGACGACCUCUACUACGGCUUCGUCGUGGCUCUAGUACUUCUCGUAAUCCGGUAUACGCUUGAAAGGGUGGUGUUCUGCCCACUGGGGGUGCGGCUGGGGCUGAAGGCGCACAAUGGUAACCGGCGUGCCCCGGACAACCACCUGCUGGAGAAGGCCUUCCUCAGCAAUGGCAAGAUGGGCUACAAGCAGGUGCAGGGCCUGGCCAGGCAGCUUGAGUGGACCGAGCGCCGCGUCCAGCGCUGGAUCCGCCAGCGGGUCCUGCAGGAGAAGCCCUCCACCCUGGCCAAGUUCACCGAGAGCACGUGGCGGUUCACCUUCUACUUCAGUGUGUUUUGCUACGGCCUCUAUGCCCUCUCGGAUAAGCCCUGGCUGUGGGACACGAUGCACUGCUGGUACGACUACCCACACCACUCCGUGACUAACGACCUCUGGUGGUACUACAUGAUAGAGCUGGGCUUCUACAUGUCCCUCACCAUGUCCCAGUUCAUGGACACCAAGCGCAAGGACUUCUGGCAGAUGUUUGUGCACCACAUCCUCACCAUCCUGCUGCUGUCCUUCUCCUGGGCGUGCAACCUCCACCGCAUCGGCAGCCUGGUGCUCAUCGUACAUGACUUUGCGGACGUUCCCCUUGAGGCUGCCAAGAUGGCGAAGUAUGUAAAGCGGCAGCGUCUGGCGGACGCCACUUUUGCCGUCUUCACCAUCUGUUGGCUUAUCUCCAGGCUGGGCCUCUACCCGUACAGGGUCAUCUACAGCACCAUGUUUGAAGCAGUGAAGGUGAUUGAGAUGUUUGCCGCCUACUACAUCUUCAACUCGCUGCUGACCGCGCUGCAGUUCCUGCACAUCGUCUGGACCUGGAUGAUUGCUCGAAUAGCCUUGCAGGCCAUUUCGAGCAACGGGGUGAAGGACCUGCGCAGCGACGACGAAUCAAGCAGUGACAGCGACGAGUCCCCUGGUCAGCUGCAGAACCACAUGCUCCAGGCCGGAGACCACAAGAGGCCCAAGAGCCGCAAGGCGGACUAGAACGAGGGAGAUGCCCCCCACCGCCUGCGGAGCACGGCGGAGCCACGCCCCACUCCGCCCGAGUCGCAAGCACCUGGCACGGCGGCGCAGGGGCGCAAUCUCGGCUUCCGUCGUCGCCGGCGGAGCCUACAGGCCUUCUCCCUCGGCCGCGCGGCAGGCAAGGUCGCCCCUCUCUCCCCUCUUGCGCUCAGCGCCUGGAGGGGGGCGGGGGGUGCAGGUGACAAGCCGCGCUUUGCCGAGAGGACCGGGGGCUUCUGGCAGCCGCUGGAGGCAGGCGCGAGGAGCCACUGGACGGUCCGGCAACCACGUGUGCGUGCGCCGAGGUGGAUUUCUGGUCAGGGCACAAGCGAACUACUAGACAAGAGCACGGACUCUCUCUUCUUCGAGGGAGGAGGAGGGAGCCAUCUUCGUCCGAAGGCGCCUUCGGAGAACCGCCACCGGGUCGUGUGGCGGCCGGAGUCUCGACGGCUUCCUCCCUGUCCACGGUUUUUUACACCCUACUUUUUCGUUGGUUUUUUUUUUUGUUUUGUUUUUUAGUUGGUUGCUUGCCUUUAAUAAAGUGGAGCAACCUCAUGCUUCUGGGCGACACAGAGGGGCAGCCCGUAACGCGCCUUCACCUCGGGAGACAGGGGUGGAAGCGUAACGUACGGAACGCGGGGGAAGCUUCGAAACGGGAGGCCAUAGGUUUGGGGGCGACGAGAUUUGAGCCAAAGACUAUUUUUGUAUCGUGUUAUGUGUUCUUUUUCGUGCGUGUGCAACGUCCGCCUCUGCUGCAAAGUUGGCAACAGCGGCGUGCUUCUCUCGACGGAGUCUGACCCCCCCGAACCCCGGGGGACGCUGGCACACUUUGUGCUCCCGCCUUUGCAGAACGGCCAACGUACUACCCCCGAAAUCGCGACGCGCGGUGUAUUCGCGACGACCGAGCGGCGUGUUGGGCAUGUCCGACACGGAUGCAGUGCUCCUCCCUUUUAGCUCGCGGGCACUUCAUGUAGCAGCCACUUCAAGAGCACCUUUCAACGGUAGAAUGUCUGCAAUUUGGCCACUACUUAACGCAGUGUCGACCUGGGUUCUGCUUGCUGCACCGCUGCUUGCCUCCUUUCCAGACGGAGCCUCGACGUGCGUGUGUGUUGCGAGCCUUUGGGGAGAGGGGUACGGAGAGAGUUUAGCCAGGAACGCCCUUGUCUGUUCACCCGAUCAAAGCGUGGGGAGCUACUGCCGCUGACAUUUUUCCCCUUAGGUUUGUUGCACUGGGCCUUGAGGGUCUGUUGGAGUGGGACAUGCAUUCCAGCGCAAGUUUGGGAGCCGAGUCGCGGCGGCGUUUCUUUUGUACGAGGGGACCGCGGCCAUCGUGCAGGGGCCCCCGCUCGUGGCCGGCUCUUCUAUCGAAUAAACAUUGGUUUCUCCUUUUCUG